AUGGCCGACAGCGCCCCCGCCGACAGCGUAGUGGGGGAUUCGCCCGCGCCCAAUGCCCCCGCCGCCGACGUCGAGAUGACUGAAAGCGCAUCCGGCGCGGCCGAGGGCGACCAGUCGGCUCUCCCAUACGCAGGCGAGGAUGGCCCCGAGGAACCUGCGCCCGCCCGCAUCCCCUUUUUCGAAUACCUCACCAGCCCAGUCGUGACCCUCAUGGUCGGCAGCGCCAGCAACAGCGACACGCAAACCAUCUUGACCGCCCACCAAGCCCUCCUGACCCAAAGCCCAUACUUUGCCACGCUUUGCGCCGAUUUCGACAAUAGCACUGACCGCCACAUCGACCUCUCCAACGAAGAUGUCGACGCCGUCGGUUGCUUCCUCGAGUACCUCUACACGGGCGACUACUUCCCGCGCAAAAUCCCUGGCCAGCGGCAACUCGAGCAAGACCCGGCACUACCAGCUGUCGACGACUCGGGCGACCAGCUCCUCAAGCAUGCGCGCGUCUACACGAUUGCCGAGAAGUUCCAGAUGCCUUCGCUGCGCCACCUCGCCUCGUCAAAGAUCCACUGCGUCAACUCGACAGCCAAGGGCGAGAUCGCCUAUGCUCGCUACGUCUACCAAUACAUCCCAAAGGAGGACUCGCACAUCCGCGCCCCCAUCGUCACAUUCUGGGCCCAGCGCAGCCACACCCUGCGCGCAGAGGCCGAGGAGGAAUUCAGGAGCCUGUGUUUGGAGUUCCCGCAGUUUGGUUACGACGUUCUCACUCGCGUCCUCGACGAGAAGCUCAAACGCGAACAGGUCUCCAAGAUGCACCCGGCAACAGCCAGUGGGCGCAAGCGGCCUCGUCACAGCAACGUCUAA
This is a messenger RNA of Pyricularia pennisetigena, 858 nucleotides long. RefSeq lists its product as uncharacterized. The transcript is spliced from 3 exons. Lineage: Eukaryota; Fungi; Ascomycota; Sordariomycetes; Magnaporthales; Pyriculariaceae. Gene Ontology annotation, molecular function: protein binding. The record is from RefSeq and is a predicted model, not a curated record. Bases 1 to 858 code for a protein of 285 amino acids.